CUCUCUCUCUUUUUUUUUUUAUUUCUUUUUAUUAUAGAAAAUAUAUUAGUAAAGUGUAAAUAUUGAAAAUCCUUUGGUUAAUAUUGUACAUACAUUUCAUUUUAUAUUACAAUCAUAACUUCUUCUUUGUUACUGUUAAAUUAUUUUACUCAUCUCCGCAAAAAAAAGAAAAAAUGUCUUCUCAGCCAACAACACCUAAUCCAACACAUAUUCAAUCUUCAACUACGAUUCAUCAUUCACCUUUAUUUAAAUCACCCAAGUUAGAAAAUAAUCCGAUUUCAUUGCCCCUGGAAAAGAAUACAGUUACACAAAAUAAUUCUAUUGUUACCAACUGUACUACUCAUGACUCGGUUUCAAAUCAACAAAUAUAUCCCUCUUUUGCUCCAACAAAAUACAAUCAAAACAUUAUUUCUAUGGACAGACGUUCUAUAAUUGAUGUUCAGCUUCAUACAAGAAUAGAUCGGGGAUUCUUUUUAGCAGAUAAUGAUUGGACAUGUUAUCGUCGCAAUUAUUUUCAAGUCAGUGGUACGUUCUCUCUGGAUGGUGUUAGUAUUCUUUAUGAGGGACAAGAAUUACCUUGUCUUGUUCGUCUUGAUAAUCAUUUUGAAGAAGUUGAAUGUUUUAUGUUGGGUAUUCAUGCACGUCUUG
Molecule: messenger RNA, 648 nt
Organism: Cokeromyces recurvatus
Lineage: Eukaryota; Fungi; Mucoromycota; Mucoromycetes; Mucorales; Mucoraceae
Exons: 3
Biological process (GO): meiotic cell cycle; positive regulation of transcription by RNA polymerase II
Cellular component (GO): nuclear chromosome
Molecular function (GO): DNA binding; DNA-binding transcription factor activity
Source: RefSeq, a predicted model, not a curated record